GGUGGCCGUGGUGGUGGGCACCAUGGUGUGGAGCACGGCACUGUGGCUGUUGAUGAGUAUCAAACGAAACACAUCAGAGAAGAACCUCCUCAAUCUCUCCUCCUCGCUCUUCUACGGGUGGGGACUGCUGCUGGAGGACCAACCCUACCACCCACCUGCCUUCAGUGCUGGCCAGCUCAUGGUGGGCGUGUGGCUCAUUGCCUGUCUGAUCCUAAGAGCGUCCUACACCUGCUCCCUCAUCUCUCACCUGGUCGUGCAAGGCAAGUCUGAGGCUAUCAACAGUCUGGAGGAGCUGGUGAGGCUGCAGAGGAGCAAAGGGUGGGAGUGGGGCACGCGAACUUUUGACGGCGCCUUCAACAGCCUCCUCACCAUCAGCACCAACCAGGACUACCAUAUCAUCAAGGCACACAUGCAGACACUGGAGACAGAUAUCGGUAUCAGAAUGGUGCUAGACGGCGGCUUCUCUUACAUACGCAACUAUUACGUAACAAGAAUACUAAUGGAGACAUAUCACUCAAGGGAGGCAGGCGAUAACCCUUUCCAUAUUGCAACAGCCAGGUAUCCUCUGUUUGCUGGAAACACUUGGGCGUUCAGGUGCGUGCACCCAACCAGUGAUGUUAUUGUAGACCAUCAAACACAUCAUUAG
This is a messenger RNA of Portunus trituberculatus (swimming crab), 646 nucleotides long. RefSeq lists its product as uncharacterized. The record is from RefSeq and is a predicted model, not a curated record. The coding region runs from base 23 to 646 and encodes 207 amino acids. Gene Ontology annotation, molecular function: ligand-gated monoatomic ion channel activity. The transcript is spliced from 3 exons. Gene Ontology annotation, cellular component: membrane. Lineage: Eukaryota; Metazoa; Arthropoda; Malacostraca; Decapoda; Portunidae.